UUACCCAAUUCUUUAAGUUUGAAUAAUUUUAAAGCGUUUUUGUUGUGAAAAUGCCUCUCGAUGAAGAUAUUAUUGCUUUUAAGAAGUGGGCGAAUCAAAUUGGCGUGCCAGCAAAUAAUCUCCCCUCGGAUGAUGCCUUGAAAUCGGUCUUGAAGUCACGUCAGGGUGGCGAUAUCAUGUUAAACCUUAUGAAGCGGGUUCGACCAAGCAAUCAAACACGGAAAGCGAGACUAAAUAAUUUACUAUCCAAAGCAGAGCAGUUAGAUCAGCAAUUUGCUUCUUGCACAUCACAAACUCUAGCCAGAUCCUUCCUUCCAAAGGAAAUGCAAAGAUAUUGCGAGAUGGAGAAGUUGAAGAAGACCAAGGAAAAAUCAGAGUCUAAAAUAACAGAGUUGAGAAGCUCAUACGACAGUAUUAUGUCGUCAGUGAGAAAUAAAAAUCUUUAUAAAAUACAAUUGCAACAUAAGUUGGAAAAUAUGAAUGCAAAAACUAAUAUUCUUGAAGUUAAAACCGAUUCCUUGGUCGAUUCCAUCGAAAAGGAAGAAGCGAAUAGAGAACGUAUGAUUGCCGUAAUGCCUGUAAAAAUGAAAACUUCAAAUUCAAGUGAAUCCACUGCAACUGAUGCGAUGAAGCAAGCAAUGGGCGUCCUGCGCGAUUUUUAUGAUUCACACCAUAAUGAUUUCAAAGUUCAUGAUAGCGAAUGUGAUAUUUGGGCAAAAGUGCGAAGAAUUCUUGCAGACAUUCCCAAUUGGGUAUUAUGGAAUGUUAUUCUCAAAGCCAAUGAAAAUCUAUCCCAACAAAUUAUCGCUCUCACAAAGGAAAACUGCUCGGAAACAUCUUCUAUACCGGAACAAUUUUCACCUUUUGAGGUAGAAAUAUUGAAAGCUAGAACUGCCUUUUUCAAUAUUAUUCAAAAGUAUGCCGCUGAAAAGCAAGAAUCAACUAAAUACAGUGAGAAUUUCCCCGUGGUACAUGAACGAUUUGUAACUGCGCUCCAACUGCAACUGAGUGAUUAUGCGGCAGGCAACAAGGCUCUCGAAGAUAUCAUGUCUGACUACAUCGUAAAAAUAAACACACAAUCAUUUAGCAAAGGACAGGUGGAAUAUCUGAAAAAGGAAAUCAAUUCACGUAAAGCACAACUAGCCAAUGGAAAACAGAAGACUGAAGACCAUCAGAUGCUCCUGAACACAACAAGACAAAUUUAUGAUGAAAUCAGCUCACUCGCUAAUAGAAUCUUUCAGGAGAUUUCUAGUCUUGGUGAAAUCAAACCGAAAAUUACUUAUUCAAAGAAGAUCCUGCAGUGUAUGCUGAAGGCUGCACGCAGUAAUAAGAAAAAACUAAUAAAAACUGGUAAUAUUACUGACAGUUUUGAAAUGUCGGAUGUUUUGUGCAGCACGAAAAUGGAUUUGGAAAGUUCAAUUGCAAACACAACUUUAAGGUCAGAAACGAGUGUGAUGAAAAACAAGGUGAAUCAAGUUGCACGACAUGUUGACGAAUUAUUGAUAUUCAUUGAUCUACCAAUGGAUAAUCUACGCUAUUCAACUAAAAAUUGUUUCUUCUACAUUCAUCGGAAUCCUCUUAUUACCAACACUUCAGAAUCGCCACUUGUCCUCCAACUAAUUCCAAAUUAUCUAUCCACACCAUAUGGUUCAAUCGAAGAGAUGAAAAUCUGGUUGAAAUGGAAUUCAGUCCUCCAGAAACACGCCGUGGAUAGAAAGUCAAAUAUCGUGGUUCCUGAAGCUAGCCUAAGUACAUUGAAAGCCUGCGCCGCUGCUAAGGGAGAAGAAAUUGUCGAAUUGCUUGAUCAGAUAAAGACAACUGGAAUAAGAACAAAUCAAAAAUUGCGAAAACUAAGCAAAUGCUAUAAAUUUAUAUUAGAUAAUACUUUACAUAGUUUUGUACCUCAAUCUAAACUUUUUAAUAACAGGGCUUACGCUGAUUAUUACGCAGAAUUUCUGAUGUAUUAUCGUAUGUUAAAGAAAGACGAAUCCGAGAGUAAGUGAACGUUAGAUGAUAGGCAAAGGAUUUUAAUUAUAUAUAUUACCUAUAGAUGUAAAAAUCAAAAUAUAAAAUUUACAA
Hermetia illucens (black soldier fly) is the source of this 2079-nucleotide messenger RNA. RefSeq names its product augmin complex subunit dgt5 (gene dgt5). The record is from RefSeq and is a predicted model, not a curated record. The transcript has 8 exons. NCBI's taxonomy places the organism in Eukaryota, Metazoa, Arthropoda, Insecta, Diptera, Stratiomyidae. The coding region runs from base 51 to 2003 and encodes 650 amino acids.